This is a messenger RNA of Closterium sp. NIES-65, 468 nucleotides long. NCBI's taxonomy places the organism in Eukaryota, Viridiplantae, Streptophyta, Zygnematophyceae, Desmidiales, Closteriaceae. The record is from the annotation of a GenBank genome assembly.
AUGGGCGCCUAUCUCUAUGGGCGCCUAUCUCUAGGGGCGGCUAUCUCUAUGGGCGUGUAUCUCAAGGGGCGCCUAUCUCUAGGGGUGCCUAUCUCUAUGGGCGCCUAUCUCUAUGGGCGCCUCUCUUUAGGGGCGCCAAUCUCUAGAGGCGCCUAUCUCUAUGGGGCGGCUAUCUCUAGGGGCACCUAUCUCUAUGGGUGCCUAUCUCUAGGGGCGCCUAUCUCUAUGGGCGGCUAUCUCUUUGGGCGCCUAUCUCUAUGGGCGCCUAUCUCUAGGGGCGCCAAUCUCUUGGGGCGCCUAUCUCUAUGGGCGCCUAUCUCUAUGGGCGCCUAUCUCUAUGGGCGCCUAUCUCUAGGGGUGCCUAUCUCUAUGGGGCGCCUAUCUCUGUGGGCGCUUAUCUCUAUGGGUGCCUAUCUCUGGGGGCGCCUAUCUCUAUGGGCGCCUAUCUCUAUGGGCGCCUAUCUCUAG